Iphiclides podalirius (scarce swallowtail) is the source of this 483-nucleotide messenger RNA. Lineage: Eukaryota; Metazoa; Arthropoda; Insecta; Lepidoptera; Papilionidae. The record is from the annotation of a GenBank genome assembly.
AUGUCAAAAACAAAAUCGAAAAAACCACAGGCCAGUAAAAGAAAGCUACUAUUCUGUAUUGCUAUAUCAGAAUUGAACAUCCUGAGACGAUCAGAGUUACGAAAUGCGGCUAGAGUGGACAGGGCAGCUGAAUUGGCGAAUGGAAAGUCGAGUGCCAACCCUAGCGUGCAGCGCUCACGGCGCCGGCACCAGGCACCGCCGGGCCUCCUACGAUACCGGGGAACACCUAGCAAUGGUCCUGCACCGCGGGCGGUUCCGCGGGCGCCCAUCUACAGAACAAUCGUUUCGAAAAUUAUUUCGAAUCCGCCUUCAGCUAAGAGCGAGUCAGCGAGCGUCUUCGGGAACGCCCCCGCCGCGAAUGCGUCGAGUGUGAACGGAGACGGGGAAUUCGUCUGGAUCCUACAGGAUAAUGAUGGCUUGGUUAUUGUCUUUUUGAAUCGUUUAAAUGGCAUGGUACUGAAAAGAUUAAAGAUAUGGAUGCUC